Messenger RNA from Athalia rosae (coleseed sawfly), 6094 nucleotides. Its product is annotated as dual specificity protein phosphatase 10. The transcript has 7 exons. Lineage: Eukaryota; Metazoa; Arthropoda; Insecta; Hymenoptera; Athaliidae. The record is from RefSeq and is a predicted model, not a curated record. Gene Ontology annotation, cellular component: cytosol; cytoplasm. Gene Ontology annotation, biological process: protein dephosphorylation; negative regulation of MAPK cascade. Bases 1336 to 3165 code for a protein of 609 amino acids. Gene Ontology annotation, molecular function: protein tyrosine/threonine phosphatase activity; MAP kinase tyrosine/serine/threonine phosphatase activity.
AAAUUCGCGUAACAGUAAGUUCGUGAGCUUGCAGGGCGGCCCACGCCAAUAUCGGCAUCCACACCUCGCCCGUAAUCAAAUUUAGGGAGGAAAACGUGCGGCAACGAAACGCGAAUCAACGUCACACGGGGAGCUGCAGGUCGAUGCGGUACAAAUAUAGAGAGGGCAGUGACUCGAAGCCGCAGUGCUUUUCGAUCGGAGCUUCUUUAUUUCCUUUUUUUCCACCCUCGAUGAAUUUUGACUUAUCGCUGUACCCUCAAUUUUUUUGCAAGGGCUUCACGGGUGUUUUUUUUUUCUUCUUCGGGUCGUUCGAAUUCGUUAAAAUAAAUCUUCAACUUUGUUUCAAAUGUCUUUGAAAGUUUUUAUUCGGAGAGCAGUACACACUUGUUGACAAGAGCAAUUAUACAUCGAUGAAGAGCGCACAACGAUUAUUGACGUGAAAAGUUAAUAAACGAAUUGUCCGGCGCUGAUGUUCGUCUGAAAAAAUCUCAAAGUGCAGUUUCGUAUCAAAGAUUCCAUAAUAACAGUCGAUGAUCCCAUUAUGCGACUGAUUUUAUUACUGGAACAAGAUACUAUACGAUAUCACACCUUCUUCGUACAUCGCAAAAGUGACAAUAAAUAGAUGAACGGAGAUUUUUCCGAGUCGUGAAUCCUCGGCGUCUCGAGAUUUUUAAUGAAAACGAAGGCCGUAGUGAAUCGUGACUCACGAUCAGAUGCACAUCGAGAACCCACCAGACCCAAGAGGCUCGUGACCGGAGACGUCAAGGUCCGACAAAUAUCCAGGAUCUUGACUCGUUGAAGUCCAUAACACCGGGGGAUGCACGGAUACUCCGCUUUACUGAGGUACGAAACUUUGACGACUUACCGUAAUUGAUUAUCACCGUAGAAUCUCGUACCACUGCACGGUCAAAAUCGCGGACUUGGAUGAAUCGGAGGACGAAAUCGACGAUUUGACUCUCUUUGAACGAGUUGGAAUUUAACAUUCAAGUCGAAGCAUACUCUCCAAUGAUUCUUUCGGUAUUCAGCAGUGUUGAGAGACGGCAAAUGAAUUUCGAGUUUUCUUUCUGGUCUGGCACAGUCUCGAUGUACGGAGCUUAUGGCUAUAAAUUAAUCGGCUACUUUCAUCACGUUGUUAGAUAUACGAUCUACAGAUCUUCACUUACUAGCGUCUGCUGCCUCGAUUUUGCAGCGUCUGUACCAACAGCAGCAGCAGCAGCAGCAGCCGAGUGACUCAAGUCUCAAGUCUCGACAAAGGAAAAUAAACACCGCGAACAACGGCCUCGAGGAACUCGGCCUGUUGACCUCCACCUGGGCGCCACGAGUGAUUCUGCAAAGAUGAGUGCCUCGCUGGCUAGUAGACCUGCCACUCUGCUAGGAACGCGGUCGUCUCAAACUCAGCAAUCGACUGCGACGCAGACGACAUCGACGACGAUAACUUCGACGAACGCUUUGGAACAAACUCCCCUCGUCGUUCAACCGCCGUUACAGCAUCCCCUGCAACGACAACCACCGGCCGCGCAUCAGCAAAUCGCACCGAGUGAAAGCAGAAGAUUCAACCAGUCCUUCAAAAGACCCGCUGCUGAGGUGACUGUACCGGAGGAACCGCCGCUCAAACGACCCGCUCUUCCCGACCAAGCAACAACUCAAACGUCCGCAACCGAAACAUCGCCACCAGACGGAGAAAUAAAACUAGGAGACCAAACGACGCCAGAGAUGCCAGCCCUGACGCGUGCCCGUACUACUGCAACCGCAACCCUCCCCCGGGUGCAUCGGCUCACCUUCCGAACCGUCUCCGCAGCGGGUCUAGAUAUAACCCGACUCGGUGACGUCAGGGCAAUGACGACCCUGGUAUGCUGCGAAGUGUCUGCUGGGCGGCCGCGCGACGGUCUCAAACUCGCUCUGAACAGGAGUCUGAGUGAACCAGGUCCGCCGACGGACCACCUCGCGACGUCGACGUCGCUCUAUCCGACGUCGUUAACUUCACCCUGCGGUCCGCCGAAGCGGUGCAAAAUGGAAACGGUCAGCCUCCCGACGAGCCCCUGCGCGGAGAGCGGCACCCUCCAGCGUUCCCUCGUUCUUCAGCACGCCGUAGCCCUCAGUCCUGGUGAAUUGGCGCGUCGUCUGGAACGUCAGGGUCCCGGAGUGCCGCCGGGCGCUGGAAUCGUGCUGCUCGACUGCCGACCGUUUAUCGCCUUUAACGUGAACCACAUUCGCGGCGCCAUAAACAUCAACUGUUCCGACCGUUUCAACCGACGUCGUCUUCAGCAGGGAAAAGCCUCCCUGGCCGAUCUCGCUACCACCCGCGACGGGAAGGAACUGCUGAGGAAAAGGUGCUUCAAGGAGGUCGUCGUUUACGACGAUUCCACCGCCGAUCUGGAGCAUCUUCCCGUACAGCAUCCUCUGUUUCUCGUGCUCACGUCCCUCGUCGAGGAUAAUCGUGAACCGGCUCUCCUGCUCGGUGGUCACAAAGAGUUCCACAGACGGCACAGAGAAUUUUGCGAGGAUACGUUACUACCGCCGAGCGGAUCCGCCGCCGGUCCUUCGUCGGUGAGCGGAUGUCUCAGCCCUGGACCGGGAUGCCCGAUAUUGGGUGGACCUCCGACGCCGCAGCCCGCCGAUAUCGACAAUCACCCGGCGUCCAGAGUGCUGCCAUUUUUGUACCUUGGGAACGGUAGGGAUGCCGCCGAUCUCCAACUUCUCCGGGCCCUAGGCGCCACCCGCGUUCUCAACGUUACCUCCCAACUUCCCGGAUACCACGAAGAACGCGGUAUCACCUAUCGCCAGAUACCCGCCUCAGAUUCUGGUCAUCAAAAUCUGAAACAGUACUUCGAGGAAGCCUACGACUUCAUCGAAGAAGCCCGUAAAGCCGGAAGCAGCGUACUCGUGCAUUGCCAAGCUGGUGUGUCGAGGAGUGCGACGAUAGCGAUAGCCUACAUAAUGCGUCACAAGCAACUCUCGAUGGUCGAAGCAUACAAAUUGGUGAAACUGGCGCGGCCUAUAAUAAGCCCGAACCUUAACUUUAUGGGGCAGUUACUUGAGCUGGAACAAGGCCUUCGAGCCGCCGAUGGAAUCUGUGCGCCACAAGAAGAGCCUAAAAGCUGUCAUCAGUGCAGGUGGAGUCACCAGCAGAACAGCGAAGAAGUUACGUCCGGUUGCAGCGUAUGAGAUUAUACGCGUAUCGCGAUAUUUUCGAUCGAAGCUGCACCUCACUUCUAUUUUUUUUUUAUUAUUUUUUUUUCUUUUGAACAAAGCUACACAAGGCCGCUUACGAUGAGAGACGAGAGGUUUGAAUUGGGUCAGGAAUAGACUGUAACGGAGAGAUAGAUGAAGAGAAGAUGAAAUGAAAGGGACGAAAUAGACGGAGAGAAAUGUGAGAAGAGGAUCGAAGAAAAUAGAAGAAUGGAAUAGAGAGAAAUAAGAGAAGUGCGUCUACUCUACCUUACUACAUAUCUACGAAUGGCGUAUACUAAAAUAAACGUCGGAUCUUGAGCUAAAUGUGCCUUGUUCGCCUCAGAACCGAAAGGCUGAUCACUAUUAAUUUAUUAGCGACGAUAGCGAGCGGUGAGGACAAUAUAGAAGAUAAAGAGAGAAUGAGAAAGAGACGCGCUUGCCCGCGAUUAACGAGAAGCGUUAUAUUAUUGUAAUUUAUUAAAUGAGAUAAUAUAGACGAUAAAAAUAAUAAAAAUCGUAACGCGAUAUCAACUGGAAUAUUUUUUAAUAAAAUUAAAAAAACGAAAACAAACAAAAAAAAAAAAAAAAAUCGAUAAAUCGUACGAGGUAUGGAAACGAAGAGACGCCACCAGAUAGAAGAUGAAAUACUAUAUGUAAAAUUAAGAAAAGCCAAGACGGUGCAAAGCGCGUGUGUCUCGUUCAUAAAUCGAAACGCCAACUAUGUGCGUCGUUCAUUCGGCCAGAUCGGAGAGCGAGAGUAAAGACAAAAACCAAACGAUUUCGAUUUGAAUUUGUCUAAUUCGAUAGCUUUUUUUCGAAUUUGGUGAGGUCACGUCUCGACUCUCGCUGCUCGAGGAAGACACACCACGGUAUUAAUAAAUGAUGAGGUAGUCAAAAAAGCAGAGGUACUUAUUAAAUUACGACAUACACAACGCAGAAGUUCGGAAAUUUCGAAUUGAAUAACUGACGAUCGUCUAUCAUGCCAUAUAAAUAAAGAAGAAACAAAAAAAAAAAACAAGUCUUCGUGAUCUCAGAUUUUUUCAAACAUUCUAAACGUAUAUGGUAAACUUAAACUUUAUUCGACUGACCUUCGAUGCGAUGUAAAAGACUGCAGGGUAUUCUUUGCGAUAUAAAAUGUUAUGAAAAACGCUUUGUAAAUAGGAGAAAAAAAGUAAGAAAACAUAAUUGAAUCUGCGACCGUAUGGCACCGAUUGGCUAUAACGAUAAGACGGAAACUGUAAACUCUGAGCAAAUCGUUGAAAAGAUAACUGAGAGUCUUGAAAACAUAUUAACAAAAUGCAAUGAGUAUUUCGAAUAGGGCCUAAAAUUUUCUCAACGAAAAAACAAACUAUCAUUGACAAAGAAAAAAUAAAAAUAACUCAAGACUAUCGGGAAAUCUCAUUACGUGCUUGCUCGUUGAAAAAAGAUGGUCAGCAGUGUAUAAUGUAGUCGUAAAGUUGGCAUCUACGUUGAUGAAUAGAGAUCAGAGAACACUGACACUGCAUCUGUAUUUUUUAUGUAUAGCGUAUUUAGAUAUAUACGAUAAUAUUUUAGUCAGGUGAAUAAUAUACGAUAAUAUAAGAUAUCAGGUAUAAUAUAUCGAUAUAUAAAAUUUCGGUUAUCAUUUUAAAGUAAGAUGAAAUAAAAUAAAAUGAUGGAAAAAUAUGAAAUAAAACAAAACAAAACAAAACAAAACAAAAAAAAAAGAAAUCAAUGAAAUUCUGGUUGUCACGAUUGACGAAUGAGCGAAAAAAAAUAUAUGAAAUGAAUAACUUAGUCAUGAUCGUGACUGCCCGCCCCUUAUCUAGUCGUUUAGUUUGUUGGGACUAAUUGGAGUGUAAAUAUAAUAAAUAUAAUACGGUUAAUUAUAUACUACGAGUAGUACGCGAGUGAAAAACGCAUGUGAACUGUUUAUGAGAGUUAUUAUUGAAUGGAAGUUGAUAAAUAGCAUAAAAAGGCUGUGCGUGAAUAUUAUAAAGCGGAAAGAGAGUUUUACGAUCGCUGAUGCUGCAGCGAAUUUCUCAAACACCGUUUGCUAAAAAUGCCACCUAUCUCGAUUGAAAAACAAAAAUCAGAAAUAAAAACAAAAUAAAAAAAAAAAAAAAAAAGCUCACACACAUUACUUACUGGAACACCAGCCACAGCACGUUGAACUUUUAGAUUUCAAACAGUGCGAACAAACGGCCCCUUGUCAACCUGCCAAAUAUAUAAACGCUGAAUAAUAAACGGUUGAAAUUUUGGUAGCUACGCAUCGGCGCUGCAGCAGACGAGGCAUAGACAAUAUACAUAGAAAUAUUAGCUGCUCCAUUAUCCUAAUCACGUAUCGUUUUCGCCACGAUCUUACAUAUCACUUAUGAAAAUUCAACUUAUGUCAUACGUAUGGUUCUUUUUUUUUUUUCAUUUUUUUUUUUUUUGCACAUAUUCCAACGCCUCGCGGCGUUGUAGAAUUUGUCUUUGCAAAAGUCCUGGUUUGUUUGUCGUGUCAUUAGUAUCGUGCCUGACAUUUAAUUUUAUUUAUAAAAUAUACAUGUUUUUUUUUUUCUUUCUUUCUCUUUUCUUAUUCUGGUGGGAAAAUGCGCGGGGCCAGUCGUCUCUAGGGGGGGUAGGAGGGGGGGGCAAGAUACAGUGUUUGUUCUCUGUAUCGCAAUGGGGAACGCGUCGUUCCCCCUUGGUAUAAAACCUAAUCCAGUUGAACGGAGAAAAUUAAUUCUAAGCACUGCAGGUUGAUAUAUACAUGGGUAUAUUUGUACGUCAGUUAGUCUGCACCCCGCUGAUCGGAUCGGAUCCCAACGAUUUUGUAACAUAGUUAUAUUAUAAGAGUAACCUUGUAUAAUCAGUUAUACACUAUACUAUAAGCAUUGUAUUAUAUCAAAAUUUAUUUAGUUAUUUUAUGAAUAAAAAUGCAAUCUCUAUAUAUUGAAAA